AUGAAAACUGGAUUUAACCGUGCAAAAGAACUAGUUAGUAAUUUGAAUAUAUUACCUUCAUUAAAGGAAUACAAUGCUUGUGAACUUAAUGGUUUAAGUAAAAAUAUAUCUGAUAGUAUUAGAUUCAACAUUAAUUCGGAUAAUUAUUUAGCAACGGAGUCAGAUUCUUCAUCAGAUUCUGAAUCUGAUUAUGAUGAUGGAGCAAUGGAAAGUAAUGAAUUUGAUAGUGAUCUAAUCAAUGUGGAUGAAGAAGAUAAAGAUGCGGCAAUGACACAAAACUUUGAUGAAAUUAAAACUGAGAAAAUAAAUUUUACUGGUAUGCGUAUAUUCAAUUCGAUUAAUCCAGCAAUGAAAAACUCCUAUUUUCAAGUGCAAGUAAAUAACAAGACUAAAUUUAUACACAAGCAAACGGCUUGUUGGUUAUUGACCGACAAAGUUAGCCGCUUAUCGGCUGAUAGAUUAUCACGAGUGAUAGAAACAAGCAAAAAGGAUUAAAAAUCUUCAUCAGAUUGAUUUGUAUAGAUGGAAAAUUUCUUAUAAAAAUAAACCAAUUCAUUCAAAAAGCAUUCACUUAUUAAUUAUUAUAUUUUCUAAGAUCAAACAAGCUUGAAUUUUUUCCAGUGCAUUAAAAAAAAACAAUAAAAAGUUCACCUUUCUACUAAAAUAAGACCGUCGAAAACAAGACAAUUUCAUUGGUUUCUUGUGAAUUUUCAUGCACGAAAUGUAUUUCAAAGCUUCCAGAAGACUUCAAGAGACUUCAUCAGACUUUAUGAGACUUUAGAGACUUCAAGAGACUUUAUGAGAAUUCAUAAGACUUCAAGAUACUUCAGAAGACUUCGAAAGACUUUCAAGACUUCAUGAGACUUCAGACGUGAAGUCUCCGCUGUUUUCCCCUUGAUUGUAUGUAAAGCGUGGGUCAAAGUUAUCCUGGAGAACAUCCUAGCUAUUUGUAGUCUUUGAUUCGUGUGCAUAACGAACAUAUUAGCUUGAAUUUAUUCUUAAUAAGUCUGCCCCUCGGUAAAGCUCAAGAAGUUCAUUAUGGUUCAAAGUGGAAUUUGGCGAAGUACAAUGAAGUAUCUGAGUAUUAUUGUAUGAUUGAUGCACAUACAAUUAAUUCAAACUAAUUGAAGCAAAUUUUGUCAUGGUAAACUUCAAAUCGUUAAAAAAUUCGCGAGGAUAACCUUGACGAAGUCCUGAAAUAUGAUGAAGCAUGAAACUUUCGCUUUUUCUUCAUCACUUGAAACUUACACGUAUCCAUUAUUACUAAAGCAUUAGAUCUAUAUGUUUAUGACUGCACUGGGAAGAAUAUUCGUUAAAAAGGUGUGAUAAACAGAAAGCGGUUAAGUGGCGUCAUGGUCUGUAUACGUAAUCUUCUUUUUGUAUCAUUGUUGUGACGUCAUUGUAUAUAUGUUCCAUCUACAUUUUCUUGUGUUCUGUUGUCAUGCAUGAAUGCAUAUGUUCGCCUUUCUAGGAUGGUCAUCUACAUUUGUUCUCUUAGUCUUUCUGCAUAGAUCAUGAAUGUUCUCUCUAGUAUUUUCCAGGGAGGCUUUGGUUUUCUAUCAACUUCUGGAUAUUUCCUUUUGUUUCCGUGCUCACGUAUAUUUGUAUACCUCACGCUUGCAACAAUAAACAUGUUAUACUUACGCGACAGAACUAAACUUGUCUUUGAGCAGCAACUGAUUAAUGGUCGACAGCCAGUGUUAAAGCUUUUUGUCAGCUCUUAUUUUUCACUAUGCGAAUGGUCUUACUGCAAUCUCCUUUGCAUAAACAAUGCAGUGUUGAAGCUUAUAGAUGAACAUUCUAAGUUAUGAAUCAUAAUCCAUUAAAAUCUUACUAAAUUAUGUAAGAUCUGGACAUAUUCUCUGAAACUACAUCGAGGUUUGACUGCAUUACCAAACAUUUAAGCAUUAUUUCUAAUGAUGUAUGAUAAUGCAUUAAUUUUUAAUGCAUUAUCGGUCAUUUAUACACUAUUUUCGAUAACGCGUUACAAUACAUUGGAAUUUUACUGAAUUAUCAAACAUUGAGGCAUUAUUUCUGAAAAUGCAUUGAAAUGCAUUGAAAGUUUACUAAAUUUUGAAGCAUUUCAACAUGAUUUUUGAUAAUGCAUGAUAAUCCAUUGAUUUUCAAUCUAUUAUCAGGCAUUAGAACAUUACUUUUAAAAAAAUGCAUCGAAAUGCAUUGAAACUACGAAAAAUAAUGCAUUACCAUUAAUUAUUUCAUGUGUUUUGCGAAAUAAUGAAAAAUAAUGUGCCAGUUUUGUAUUAUUUAUCCAUUAUCGGUUACAUAAGACAUAUCUUUCAGUCAUAAUCUCACAACAAAAUCUUUGAGUCUAGUCAUCAGAACAGGAUUAAAAUAUAGUAAUGGAGUGUAUCUGCAAAAAUUAACACGAUAGAAAGACACAAAAAAGCAGAUACUGAAUGUCUGUAUUCUAUUCUGAAUCUAGCGAUCAGAGAAGACUUACCCACAGUACAAUAUUUUCUGAAGUACUGGAUUUCCAUAAUACAAGAUUUUCAGUAUGACAGAAACAAGGUAGUAUUGAGUUACAGUAGGUAUUGCACGUAUUAUAUAAGAAAAAUCCCUAAAUUGAAAAGUCUCUAAAUUAAAAUCCCUAUUUGGUCACCAAUAUAGACGUUAAUUGUUUAAUUAUCCAUAAAUGUGGAUGCGAUUUAAGGAUGCAUUCAGGAAUCCACAUUUGUAGUAAAUGAUAGGCAUUCCAGCAAGUGUACGCUAUAGAGAUGCGUUACUAUCAACAAAUAAGCUAAAAGAACGGUCGAGGAGUUUACGAAAAAAACAAAUUUAUCCCAUUUUACUUUUACGAUAGUUAACUUGAAAAUAUAAAACUCUUUAUAGUUUCGUUAGUCCUUUCACUUACUUUACUCAAUCUAUGGUAAGGAUGAGGAAGAGACAUCUCAUGUCACUUUCACUCUCACCCUCACACUAAAGAAGUACUUCAUUCUAAGACAAAAUAUCAUAAAAGUAAAUUGGGAUAAAUUUGUUGUUUUCGUGGACCUAUGAAAAAGGUCUCGAUUUCGACCGAUACUACUACUCUAAAUGUUGAAACCAUAUUGAGUUACUGGAAAAACAAGAUCAUUUGCCAGAUGUAUGAUUAAUUUUGAGCGCUACUGUAUAUAAUCAUUUGAUUAUUCACUUUCGUAUGUUAGUUUCACAAUGCAGUCAUUUUAACUAACGAGAAAUAGUGUAUUAAUAAACAUAAAUGAGUAAAAACGACACUAAAUCAUAUAAAAAAUUAAUAAAAUCUGAAGCGAAAAAUAUCAUAAUAUUUUCAAUGAAUACUACAUCAUUGUUAGCAUCCACUUCAUUUGGAUAGGACGAUUCCUAUUUUGAUGAUCUUCUUCAUUUUCACUAUCACUACUAUCAAUUAAUUGCAUUUGUUUCUUUAUUUUGAAAAUGAUAGACAGAUGUUUGUUGACAUGUUCUGGACUAUUUAACCAUUUAUCUCAUUUUACGGAUUACGAUAAGAAAUGAUAUUAAAGCAAGUUCGAUAUCUUUGUUGUUAAGUUCAUCUUGGACCGAUGAAUAAUCAGUACUUAUAAACUACAGUGAUUGUUAGCAGAAAACUAUCUGAUUAUAAUUAUUGACACAAAUCAAAUCAAGUAACCAUUGGUCAUUUAGUUAGCAUAGUAGACUCUUGCCAAAUUAGAGUUCACUUUGAAAAUUUUACAGAAUAUGAUCUAAUGUAAUCAGUUAUAAUGGUAAUGUGUUUAUUUAGUAGUCAGUUAAAUGAUUUAAAACUAAAAAAGUAGUAUAUAUGGUCCUUCCUAAAAUCGCACACAUUCUGUACAUACAGUCACUGACACAACACUAUGUAACGGUGAAGGAAAUGUAUGUAAUCUGAAGGAGUAUCCUAUCUACUUAAAAGAUCUAAAUUAUGGACAGCAAUUAAAAACCAUUACUGUAUUUCUCCUAUCAUAUUACUUUUCUCUCAUAGGACAGUACAAAAGUUGUUUCAUCCAGCUCUCUUAAAAGACAUAUUUUGAGUGAAACAAUUCUAUCAUAAUACUCAGACACAUUUAAAAGCAUGUACAAAAUUUUAGUCUUAGAAGUCUUGCCUUUCUUUUUAUUUUUGCAUUUCUUUCAAACUAGGUUUAGAUCAUUUUCUAGAUUAAUUUUGAGUUCUCACGACAACAUUUUUCGAAGUAUGAUUUUGCAUGGCUAGUAAAUUAACUUAACUUA
Molecule: messenger RNA, 4194 nt
Organism: Rotaria sp. Silwood1
Lineage: Eukaryota; Metazoa; Rotifera; Eurotatoria; Philodinida; Philodinidae
Source: the annotation of a GenBank genome assembly